CAUACACGCCUUCUUUUGACAGCGUCGCUGUCGCUCUGACAAGUAGUGUUGAAAUGCGCGCCAAUGAAAACGUCGAUUUUAACGCUGCACAGCACUAAGAGACUUGUUAUGUUGGCUGUAAUGCAUAAAUUGUUUACGUUCAGUCGAUUUAGGACCUGUAAGGACUUAUGCAAUAGCGCACAGAAAUUUUCUUUGAGUGCAGUACAUUAUGCGGAUACUACAGACAGUAAAGCACCCAGCAUACUGGUCGAAAAAGAUGCCAACAUCACAUUAAUCGGAAUCAAUAGGGAGCAGCAGCGCAAUUCUAUUGAUGCAGCCACCGCAGCGCAGCUAAGCCAAGCCAUUCAUCAAUUUGAGGCGGACGAUACGUCACCUGUGGGCGUGCUGUACGGCGUGGGUGGAUCUUUCUCAGCUGGCUAUGAUCUGAAAGAGCUGGAGGCGGAGGCGCAACGCGGCAGUCUCGACUUUCUGUUGCGUCGUGAGGGUUCGGUGGGUCCGACCAGGCGGCACCUACGAAAACCCAUUAUAUGCGGCAUCAGCGGCUUUUGUGUGGCCAGCGGCCUCGAAUUAGCACUGCUCUGUGACCUGCGCGUCAUGGAAGAUACCGCCGUCGUAGGCUUUUUCAAUCGUCGCUUGGGUGUGCCGCUCAGCGAUGGCGGCACUGUGCGUCUGGCAGCUGCAGUUGGUUACUCGAAUGCUGUGGAUAUUAUAGAGACGGGUCGGCGAGUAUACGCAAAUGAAGCGCUGCGCAUUGGUCUGGUCAACCGAAUUGUGGCCACAGGUACAGCACUGGGUCAGGCCGUCAACUUAGCCUUUUCCAUAGCCAAGUUUCCCAUGGCCUCACUGCUGCAUGAUCGAAAUGCAACAUUGGAUAAUGCGAAUGUCUACGCCCGACCCGGUUUCUAUGCAGCCAUCAACAAUGAGAUAAUGCAAGUCUCUGCGGCCAUGGUGGCGGACAUGCAAGAGGGCGUCAAACGUUUCAAGACUUCUGAAACAAAAGGUCCCAAAACGAAUGCCUGGCACAUUAAGGAGAAGUCCAUACCCGAUUGGGAGAAAGCUGAAAUCGAAAUAGAACAACAAAAGGAAAAGACAUAAAACAUAAGCGAAUAAAUGUUCACAAUUCAAUCUCUUGUAUUAUAUGUAAA
Drosophila hydei is the source of this 1145-nucleotide messenger RNA. Its product is annotated as probable enoyl-CoA hydratase. The record is from RefSeq and is a predicted model, not a curated record. Lineage: Eukaryota; Metazoa; Arthropoda; Insecta; Diptera; Drosophilidae. The coding region runs from base 64 to 1095 and encodes 343 amino acids. The transcript is spliced from 2 exons.